Molecule: messenger RNA, 681 nt
Organism: Aspergillus udagawae
Lineage: Eukaryota; Fungi; Ascomycota; Eurotiomycetes; Eurotiales; Aspergillaceae
Exons: 1
Coding region: 1-681 (226 amino acids)
Source: RefSeq, a predicted model, not a curated record
AUGUCAACAACUACGUCGCCGAGAGACUCUGACACCCUCGCGCCGGAUGUUACGGCGGCCACGAAUCUUGGCCAAGGGCUUUCCUACGAGCUUGUGUCAAAACCAAAGUUUCAGGCGUACCGCAUUGUAAGGCCCGGUUCUCAGGCCGACUCUGUAUACUACAUUGAGACCCACGAGACUCUCUCGAAAAACAAAUUUGACCUCCUACUUCACAAAGGAGACUCUAAGGACGGAGAAGUCCUUGGGGUUGUGAAAAUGCACCGUCGCGGCUUCACUAUUGGGCUUGGCGACCCAGCCAGAGAGAUAGAGGGCAAGCCAAUGGUGUGGGAGAAAUUGGAACGGCCGGAGAAGCAUGGUCACAAAGUGUACCAUUUUGAUUUCGGAACUGGCGCACAGAGGAUGACAUACACAUACCGAAAAUCAUAUGGUGUACUAGGGAGGCUGAAGAGCAUGGAACUCCGCGCUGGAGGCGUUGAUAAAGAGGAUGGACUGCUCCUGGCAAAGUGGGUAGGAAGCAGCUCUUGGAUGAUGAAGGCCGGCAGCUUGUUCAUUGCAAACACGGCAAAGAGCAGACAAGAUCGCAAUGCACAUCUUGACGAAGAUACUAAUAAAUGGGAGAUAAUGGUUUGUUUGACCGCGUUUGCAAUUAUUGAGAGUCGGUACAGAGGGAGUAACGCGUAA